This is a messenger RNA of Myripristis murdjan (pinecone soldierfish), 1320 nucleotides long. RefSeq names its product keratin, type I cytoskeletal 18-like. The record is from RefSeq and is a predicted model, not a curated record. The coding region runs from base 1 to 1320 and encodes 439 amino acids. Lineage: Eukaryota; Metazoa; Chordata; Actinopteri; Holocentriformes; Holocentridae. Gene Ontology annotation, biological process: intermediate filament cytoskeleton organization. The transcript has 7 exons. Gene Ontology annotation, molecular function: structural molecule activity. Gene Ontology annotation, cellular component: keratin filament; cytoskeleton.
AUGGAGCCCUUGGUAAAACGCAAUAGCGCCCAACUUUUGGGCCCGUUCGACCGUUCCACUGCAGUAUAUGCUUAUGGUUUGGACAAGCCUGUGCAAAGGAACUAUGCUUACAGUGUCAGCGGAGGAGCAGGGGGCUAUGGCACCAAGAUCUCCACCGCUUCCUAUGGCUCACGGGUCGGCAGCGGCUUCGGUGGUGGAUUCGACUACCAGUCUUCAGGGUCCAGUUCUGGGUCUUUCACCAUCGGGAAUGAGAAGGCAACCAUGCAGCACCUGAACGACCGCCUGGCCAACUACCUGGAGAUGGUGAAGAACAUGGAGAAGGCCAACACCAAGCUGGAGAUCAAGAUCAGAGAGGCCAUCGAGAAGAGGGGCCCCUCUGAGGAGAGGGACUACAGCAAGUACAAUGCCAUCAUCAUGGAUCUGAGGGCCAAAAUACUGGACAUGAUCAAGGGUAAUGCACAGCUUGCAAUCGCAGUUGACAACGCGCGCCUCGCCUCAGAUGACUUCAAGCUCAAGAUGGAGUAUGAGAUGUCUAUGCGUCAGGCAGUGGAGGCUGAUGUGGCGAGGCUGAGGAAGCUUCUGGAUGACACCAAUGUAAUUCGUCUGCAUCUGGAGGGGGACAUUGAGUCUCUGAAAGAAGAGCUGAUCAACCUGAGGAAGAACCAUAAGGAGGACAUGGCUGAGCUGCGUGCCCAGAUCAGCCAGGUGGGAGUCCAUGUGGAUGUUGAUGCGCCUAAAGGACAGGAUUUGGCCAGGAUUAUGGAGGAGAUGAGGGACAAGUAUGAGAAGAUAGCCCGGAAAAACCAGGAGGAGCUCAAAUUAUGGCAUGAUUCUCAGAUCACAGAGGUGCAGGUCCAAGUGACUGAGAGCACAGCAGCUCUGAAGGAGGCCACAACUGUGCUGAGUGAGACCAGGAGGAGACAUCAGGCGCUGGAAAUUGAACUGCAGUCCCAGCUGAGUCUGAAAGGGUCCCUGGAAGCCACCCUCCGUGACAUUGAGUUGCGUUACAACAUGGAGAUGGAGAGGUACAAUGAGAUCAUCCUGAGGCUGCAGGGUGAGCUGACUCAGAUCCGCACCGAAAUCCAGCAGCACACACAUGAGUACGAGCUGCUGCUCAACCUCAAGAUGAAGCUGGAGGCCGAGAUCGCUGAGUACAGGAGGCUGCUGGACGGAGGAGGAGACUUCAGACUUGAGGAUGCAGUUGACUCAAAGAAGACGGUUCAGACAAAAGUGGUGACGGUCACUCAGACGCUGGUGGAUGGCAAAGUGGUGUCAGAGAGCAAGGAUGUUAAAGCCAGUGAAAAACAAGUUAAUGCUUGA